GAAGAAGAAGCAAGGAAAGCAAGUCUCACCAACAAAACCGGAUAUAGAGGAGCGCAAAUACAUUGAAAGUUUCUGAAUUUAUAUUCUUCGUCUGAGCCAGAAUUUCUCAUGGAAGUUAGCCGGAAAAUAACCAACAUGCUGGGCGCCACCGGUACCGAUCAGCGUGAUUUGAACUUCAAGGAGACUGAGCUGUGUCUGGGAUUGCCCGGUGGCGGUACUGGAAGUGAGCCUGAGACUGCGAAAGCCACCGGAAAGAGAGGCUUCUCCGAGACCGUUGAUCUGAAACUUAAUUUUCAGUCCAAGGAAGAUAACAUCAAGAAUGCUUCAAAGGAAAAGAACCAGCUCCUUCCUUGCACCAAGGAUCCCGCUAAACCACCAGCCAAGGCACAAGUUGUGGGAUGGCCGCCGGUGAGAUCAUACCGGAAGAACAUGAUGGCUCAGAAGAACACAGGUGAGGAGGGAGAGAAGGGAAGUAGUGGUACUGCAGCCUUCGUUAAAGUUUGCAUGGACGGUGCGCCAUAUCUUCGUAAAGUGGACUUGAAAAUGUACAAGAGCUACCAAGAACUAUCUGAUGCCUUGGCCAAGAUGUUCAGUUCCUUCACCAUGGGAAAUUAUGGGGCCCAAGGAAUGAUUGACUUCAUGAACGAGAGUAAAUUAAUGGAUCUUCUGAACAGUUCCGAGUAUGUGCCAACCUAUGAAGAUAAGGAUGGUGACUGGAUGCUCGUUGGUGAUGUUCCAUGGGAGAUGUUUGUUGAUUCAUGCAAGCGCCUUCGCAUAAUGAAAGGAUCAGAAGCUAUUGGACUUGCCCCAAGAGCCAUGGAGAAGUGCAAGAACCGAAGCUGAAGAGGCUUAUAAAUUAUCCAUCAUGAGGCAAGACAAAACGAUAAGGCACUUGCUGCAGGGUGUUGUUAAUUUGAUUGUGUCUGUAUUUUAUUUAAUCGUAUAUAGAUAUGAAAAUUAGAAUCUGGACAUUUGUAAUAGACAAGAAGCAAUAAACAUAGCCCUAUUGUCUGCCUUGUUUAUUGCUAAUGGCUUGUUUAAUAAUCACCUAUUUAGACAUUGUUUGUUGCUGGUCCUGCUGUCAUAGUUGU
This is a messenger RNA of Corylus avellana, 1091 nucleotides long. It is a transcript of the gene IAA14, whose product is annotated as indole-3-acetic acid inducible 14. The record is from RefSeq and is a predicted model, not a curated record. NCBI's taxonomy places the organism in Eukaryota, Viridiplantae, Streptophyta, Magnoliopsida, Fagales, Betulaceae. Gene Ontology annotation, biological process: regulation of DNA-templated transcription. Gene Ontology annotation, cellular component: nucleus.